ACAGCACCAGGGGCGGAGUCUGGCAGGUGAGGGGCUCGCCGCGGAGAUCGCUGACGCGGCCCGGGCAGCGGUGUGGUCGCUGGUUACCAGACCAUGCUGAGCGGAGCGCGCGCCUGGCUCCUCGCCUUAUCGCUGCGGGGUACAUGCACGCUGCCGUCCGCGGUCGCCCGUAGGUGCCUUCACGCGUCGGGGUCGUGGCGGUCCGCAGACAAGAGCGAGAAGACGGGGAACGCGCCCCGCGUCUUCGACCCGGCCCUGCUCGAGUUCCUGGUGUGCCCACUCUCCAAGAAGCCGCUCAGAUUUGAAGCAUCGACAAAUGAAUUGAUCAAUGAAGAAUUGGGAAUAGCCUAUCCAAUUAUUGAUGGGAUUCCUAAUAUGAUACCACAGGCAGCUAGGAUGACACAUCAAAAUAAGAAGCAAGAAGAAAUGGAGCAGCACUAG
This is a messenger RNA of Neofelis nebulosa (Clouded leopard), 441 nucleotides long. RefSeq names its product PIGY upstream open reading frame (gene PYURF). Bases 94 to 441 code for a protein of 115 amino acids. The transcript has 2 exons. The record is from RefSeq and is a predicted model, not a curated record. NCBI's taxonomy places the organism in Eukaryota, Metazoa, Chordata, Mammalia, Carnivora, Felidae.